Zygosaccharomyces rouxii is the source of this 366-nucleotide messenger RNA. RefSeq names its product putative redox protein (gene FMP46). Gene Ontology annotation, molecular function: oxidoreductase activity. The transcript has a single exon. NCBI's taxonomy places the organism in Eukaryota, Fungi, Ascomycota, Saccharomycetes, Saccharomycetales, Saccharomycetaceae. Bases 1 to 366 code for a protein of 121 amino acids. Gene Ontology annotation, cellular component: mitochondrion. The record is from RefSeq and is a predicted model, not a curated record.
AUGUCAUUAUUUCGAUCAUUACAACAUCAACCUCGUGUGAUAACACUUUUUACACAUAGUCUACAACAAAAUUCGAGCCAAAGGAUCCUUGAGUCUUUAAGGGCCAAUACAUCAGGCAAAUUCAAAUUCGAACUAGAGAGUAAAUUUCCAACUUUAGACCAACUGAGGUACAUGCAAUCUGUUAAUCCAACUAUUCUCUCAACACAAGUACCAAAUGUGAAAAGUGUCUUGGCGAAGCCAUCUCACGACCCUCUUUUUCAAAGUGAAUUAGAGAAAUGUGUAAAAGGGGGUCAGUGGAAUCCCAACAGCUCAAUGUGGGUCGAUUGGGAGCAACAGCGCAUGGGUAAUGAACGAUAUGAAUGGUAG